GGGCAACGCGCGGACGUCACUUCCACUUCUCCAGUGGCGUAGGGAAUAAGCGAGAGGCAGGCAGAAGAGGAAGGCAGUUGAGAGCAGCGAGCGCCGAGCGGAACGAUGCCUAAAUCAAAAGAACUUGUGUCUUCAAGCUCAUCUGGUAGUGACUCAGAGCAUGAAGAAAAAGUGCAUGUGAAUCAUCUACUGGCGGAAAAAAGGAAAAAACAGGCAGCACCAGAAAAGCCUGUGAAGAAACAGAAAACUGGUGAAAGUUCCAGAGGGGCAGCCUCCUCCAGGCAAAGUAGCAACAGAGAUGAGAAUAUGUUUCAGAUUGGUAAAAUGAGAUAUGUCAGUGUUCGUGAUUUUAAGGGUAAAGUCCUUAUUGAUAUUAGAGAAUACUGGAUGGAUCAAGAAGGUGAAAUGAAACCUGGCAGAAAAGGUAUCUCUCUAAAUCCAGAGCAGUGGAGCCAGCUGAAGGAACAGAUUACUGAUAUUGAUGAAGCUGUAAGAAAACUGUAAAGACAAGCCAUACAGAAACUACUGUUAUAGGUUUAAGUAGUCUUUUUACAUUGGCAUUCAUUUUCUAAACUAUUUGUUUUCCAAGCUAUUGUAUAUUUGGAUUGCAAAACAAUUUGUAAGAUGAACGCUUUUUUUAUGUGCAUUAAAAGUGUAUUCUGAGUGAAGUUACAAAUGUGCAUACUUUUAUUAAACAGGUGUUAUGUUUUCACAUCAUGAUGUAAAAUAAAACACAUUCACUUAAUACUCUUGAAUAAGA
Elgaria multicarinata webbii is the source of this 760-nucleotide messenger RNA. It is a transcript of the gene SUB1, whose product is annotated as SUB1 regulator of transcription. The coding region runs from base 106 to 504 and encodes 132 amino acids. The transcript has 6 exons. Lineage: Eukaryota; Metazoa; Chordata; Lepidosauria; Squamata; Anguidae. Gene Ontology annotation, cellular component: nucleus; transcription regulator complex. Gene Ontology annotation, biological process: positive regulation of transcription initiation by RNA polymerase II. The record is from RefSeq and is a predicted model, not a curated record. Gene Ontology annotation, molecular function: transcription coactivator activity; DNA binding.